This is a messenger RNA of Penicillium bovifimosum, 930 nucleotides long. Its product is annotated as prohibitin subunit PHB2. NCBI's taxonomy places the organism in Eukaryota, Fungi, Ascomycota, Eurotiomycetes, Eurotiales, Aspergillaceae. The coding region runs from base 1 to 930 and encodes 309 amino acids. Gene Ontology annotation, biological process: mitochondrion organization. The record is from RefSeq and is a predicted model, not a curated record. The transcript is spliced from 4 exons. Gene Ontology annotation, cellular component: mitochondrion; membrane.
AUGUCGCAAAAUCAAAGAGAGGCUUGGGAGCGCCUCCAGCAGGUCAUGCUGCAGAAGCGCAAGGCCGGCUUUGGCGGUAUGCCAACCGGUGGUGGCCGAGGAGGCAUGGGACUUGUCGGAACUCUUGUUCUGGCAGGGAUUGGCACCUGGGCCGCGUCAAAUGCAUUGUUCAACGUGGACGGUGGUCACCGUGCUAUCAAAUACUCGCGUUUAGGUGGUGUCAAGAAGGAAAUCUACGCCGAAGGAACUCACUUCCAGAUUCCUUGGUUCGAGACUCCCAUCAUCUACGAUGUCCGCGCCAAGCCUCGCAAUAUCCCCUCUCUUACCGGUACCAAGGACUUGCAGAUGGUUAACAUCACCUGCCGUGUCCUGUCCAGACCUCGUGUGGACGCUUUGCCCCAGAUUUACCGGACGCUCGGUCAAGACUUUGACGAGAGAGUCCUGCCCUCUAUUGUAAACGAGGUUCUGAAGAGUGUCGUCGCGCAGUUCAAUGCCAGUCAGCUGAUCACGCAGCGUGAGAUGGUCGCCCGUCUGGUGCGGGAGAACCUGGCUCGCCGAGCUGCCCGUUUCAACAUCGCUCUAGAUGAUGUGUCCUUGACGCACUUGACCUUCUCCCCCGAGUUCACCGCCGCAGUUGAGGCCAAGCAGGUCGCACAGCAAGACGCCCAGCGUGCCGCAUUCAUGGUCGACAAGGCCCGUCAAGAGAAGCAGGCCUUUAUUGUCCGCGCACAGGGUGAGGCCCGCUCGGCCCAGCUCAUUGGCGACGCCAUCAAGAAGAGCAAGAGUUACAUCGAGCUCCGAAAGAUUGAGAAUGCCCGCAACAUCGCUCAGAUCUUGCAGGAAAGCGGUGGCAAGAACAAGCUCUAUUUGGAUGCUCAAGGGUUGGGCCUGAAUGUCAACGCCGCGGCUGAGGACCACCACGGCAACUAA